AUCAUACAAACAACAUAUAAAAAUGAAAGUAUUCAAAGACAUUUUAGGUUAUUACCAUGAUGAAUUAUUAUCAGACGCCUUCGAAAUCGAAGAAAAAGACGUUGUCUAUGAAGUCAAAACUAAAAUGAUCACCAAAGAUCUUGAUGUUAAAGUUGAUAUUGGUGCUAAUGCCUCAGAAGAAGAAGGUGAUGAAGGUGUUGACUCAGCUGGUUUAGUCCAAGUUAACAAUUUAGUCGACUCUAUGCGUUUAACUGAAACUUCAUUCGAUAAAAAGGGUUAUUUAACUUACAUCAAAGGUUACAUGAAAGCUUUAUCAGAUAAACUUAGCGAAACUAACCCAUCACGUGUUGAUGCCUUCAAAUCAGGUGCUCAAGAAUACAUCAAAGGUAUGGUUGGUCAAUUCUCAGAAUACAAAUUCUAUCAAGGUGAAAACAUGGACGCUGAUGGUUUAGUUGUCUUAUCAUACUACAAAAACCCAGAAGACCCAGCCCCAACCUUUGUUUACUUCAAAGAUGGUUUAGAAGCUGUCAAAUAUUAAAUUUUUAUUUAUAUAAAACAGUUUUUAAAAUAAAUUAUUCUAGAAUUUUGUAAAACUUA
Dictyostelium purpureum is the source of this 597-nucleotide messenger RNA. RefSeq lists its product as uncharacterized. Gene Ontology annotation, molecular function: calcium ion binding. The transcript is spliced from 3 exons. Gene Ontology annotation, cellular component: cytoplasm. Lineage: Eukaryota; Evosea; Eumycetozoa; Dictyosteliales; Dictyosteliaceae. The record is from RefSeq and is a predicted model, not a curated record. Bases 23 to 538 code for a protein of 171 amino acids.